UCUUGCACCGCCCGCACUGUCCAUCCAAGAUGGCAGCCAAGCGCGAUCUGAGGGGGUCGCGGCGGUUACUGUGGAGGUUGUGGCUGGUCCCGAACGCUCCACAGAACCCGGGAUCCGGCCUGGGCCUAGGAGCGAGGACUUAUUCUCAGGGCGACGGCCCAUACUCGCGCACCGCGCUCUAUGAGCUGCUCGGCGUCCCCAGCACGGCCACGCAGGCGCAAAUCAAGGCGGCCUACUACCGGCAGAGCUUUCUCUACCACCCAGACCGCAACUCGGGGAGCGCGGAGGCUGCCGAGCGCUUCACGCGCAUCUCCCAGGCCUACUUGGUGCUGGGCAGUGCCACUUUGCGUCGCAAGUAUGACCGCGGCCUGCUCAGCGACGAGGACCUGCGCGGGCCUGGUGUCCGGCCCUCCAAGGGGCCCGCCGGCAGUGCCGGCUCGCCCCACGCCCCGCCACCGGCCUCUCGGGCCCACAGUCGUGCUCAGGCCGCGGCGGGCGCCAACCGCACCAUGUUCGACUUCGACGCCUUCUACCAAGCGCACUACGGAGAACAGCUGGAGCGCGAACGGCGCCAGAGGGCCCGGCGAGAGGCCCUGCGCAAGCAGCAGGAGGACCGGGCCAAGAAGGGCUUCCGCUGGGACGAGACCCGAGACACGACUUUUGUGUUCCUUCUCUUCAUAGCCUUCGUCAUCGUGGGCUUUCGUUUUUAAUCGGAGAGAGGAGGAAAGGGGAGCAGCCCCCCAGCCAGCCCCAAGAAAACGGCCUUUCCUGUCUUCUUGAACCCUUGCCUUCCCUAGUCUACCUCUGCUGGGGUCCGAAGGAACUGCCCUCCCCCUCCUCUUCCCCGCCCGCCCAGCUUAGCCCUUCACCUGCACGUCCCUCCCCUACGGUCCAGACAAGAAGGCUUUCGAUGCCCAGUGAGAAGAAUCCCGAAAGCCCGAGAGUGAAGGGUUUUCUGGAGUCCCUUGGGUGCCAAUUCCAGAGGUUGCCUUCCUGAUGUUGUCAACUUCUGGAACACUUGCUCUGGCUUUAUUGUAAAGCUCUAAGCAAGCGUUGUCUGCUCCUGCCCCACGUUUGUACCGUGGGGGUCCUGUGUAACCUUGAACCGUGCCAUGUGACCAGUUGUUGGCUGCCAAAAGAAAAAUUCUGGGGUUGUCCAAACCUUGUCUUUCUGUGAGUUCCCCAGCCACAAGAGGAUUGCAGUCAGGGACAUUCCCUGGGGUCCUGGAACCUGGAAACAGAAAAAUUCCAGAAGUUGUCAGGCGGCAGAGAGCCCAGACUGCCUGGAACCUUCCAGAGCCUUUCAGAACUUUCCGUGUACCUUCAAGCAUGAGGGUUAAUGAAGUUUAUUAACCAUCCAACUCAAAGGCUUUUCCAUGGCCCGAACUGAGCCCGCUCCUCUGUCGGUAUCUCUACCUACCUGCCUCAAGUCUUUUUUAUGCCAGCGCUGAACAAUAAAGGGCCUUGUUCCCUACCCCUUGUAAAA
Molecule: messenger RNA, 1486 nt
Organism: Zalophus californianus (California sea lion)
Lineage: Eukaryota; Metazoa; Chordata; Mammalia; Carnivora; Otariidae
Gene: DNAJC30
Product: DnaJ heat shock protein family (Hsp40) member C30
Exons: 2
Coding region: 30-710 (226 amino acids)
Source: RefSeq, a predicted model, not a curated record